UUUAGCCGCGGACUCAAACCGGAAGCUGCUUUUCUAGCUGAGGGGCCGGUGGGGGAGGGGCAGGCUGAGGGGAACGUGGGUUGAACGUUGCUCUCUGGUGUGGAGCUCAAGCUGGAACAGGAGUUCGGAGCGAUCCGGCGCGAAGAAGGGGAGGACCCGCGGCAGGGUUCAUUGAAAAAUCCUUAGUGAUAUUGACAUGUUUCAAGUGACAUAAAUUAGCCAGUGACUCGGAAUGAUGGAUUCCCCGAAGAUUGGAAAUGGUUUGCCAGUGAUUGGACCAGGGACUGAUAUAGGGAUAUCUUCACUCCACAUGGUGGGGUAUUUGGGAAAAAAUUAUGACUCAGCUAAAGUACCGUCAGAUGGGUAUUGCCCUGCUUGUAGGACGAAGGGAAAGUUAAAAGCCUUAAAGACUUACCGAAUUAGUUUCCAAGAAUCUGUCUUUUUGUGUGAGGAUCUGCAGUGUAUCUAUCCCUUGGGCUCUAAAUCACUUAAUAACUUAAUUACUCCUGAUUUGGAAGAUUGUCACACUCCAAAUAAGCCUCAAAAAAGAAAGACCGUGGAAACCAACUAUAAAGAUUCACCUCUUGUAGCAAAUUCCAAAAAGACUAAAAAUCAUAGUGGUAUUGAUGGUGAACAAGUUUUGAACAGUAAACAUAAUGAAGAAGAGUAUGAUGAAACCUCAUCAGACUUACCUGGUUUACUACACGGUGGUCAACAGAAUCCAAUUAGGACAACUGAUUCCUUGGAGAAGAAUGAGAUUUUGGAAGCUGAUAUUGUUGACACGGCUGCUGAAGAAGAUUCUACUAUGGUUGAUGUUUCUGGAACUGGAGGGACUUCCCCUCAAAAUGAAGGAUGCACAUCUGAACUGGAAAUGCCGUUGGAGAGCAAGCAUACCUCAUUUUGCCAGACUUCAUGUGUCCAGUGGAAAAACGCACAUGCUCUCUGUUGGUUAGACUGUAUCCUGUCAGCAUUGGUGCACUUGGAAGGGCUGAAAAACACUGUGACUGACCUGUGCUCUACAGAGGAGUCUGUGUUCGGUCAGUUGUUCACUAGGUAUAAUCAAGCCAAUGAGUUUCUGCACACCAGUCAGUUGGAUGGAGUUAAAGAUGGAGAUUGUAAAAAACUUCCUUCUGAAAUAUUUGCAAAGAUAGAGACCUGUCUGAAUGAAGUCAGAGAUGAUAUUUUUAUUAGGCUUCAGCCUCAGCUUAGGUGUACAUUAGGUGAUAUGGAAAGCCCUGUGUUUGCAUUUCCCCUGCUCUUAAAGACAGAACCCCACGUUGAGAACCUCUUCACAUAUUCUUUUUCUUGGAAUUUUGAAUGUUCACACUGUGGACACAAAUAUCAAAACAGAUGUAUGAAGAAUCUGGUCACCUUUACAAACGUCAUCCCUGAGUGGCACCCAGUUAAUGCUGCCCAUUUUGGUCCAUGUAACAAUUGCAACAAUAAGUCACAGAUAAGAAAAAUGGUCUUAGAAAAAGUAUCUCUCAUAUUCAUGUUGCACUUUGUGGAAGGCCUACCGCAUAAUGACUUGCAGCACUAUUCAUUUCAUUCUGAAGGCUGUCUUUAUCAAAUAACUUCUGUAAUUCAGUACCAAGCAAAUAAUCAUUUUAUAACAUGGAUUUUAGAUGCUGAUGGAAGUUGGCUGGAAUGUGAUGACUUAAAAGGCCCAUGUUCUGAAAGGCAUGAGAAAUUUCAAGUUCCUGCUUCAGAGAUACAUAUUGUUAUCUGGGAAAGAAAAACAUCCCAAAUGACAGAUAAAGCACCUGCCUGCUGCCCACUUAAAAAGACUUAUGAUCAACACGCUUUCGGAGAUGAGAAUCAAGUAUCUCCAGCAUUGUGUUCUGUAGGUGGUGCUGCCUCAGCUGAAAUGUCCUCAGGAACUCACCCCACAAAUGUGUCAGUUGCUCCUAAUACUCUUUCACAGGAUGAAGCCGUAACUUUUGAACAUCAUUUAUUUCCAGGUCUGAAAGGUUUGGUCGACAAGAAUAUUUCACCUUUGACAUUUGAAGAAAUACAGGUUAACUCUGAAGGUUUUUUAUUAGAAAAUAAACCUGUGGCAGAAAAUGCAGGGGUUGUCAAAACACAUACUUUGCAAUCGCAAGAGUCACUAAUGGCUUCUUUAGUAUCGGCUCCAUGCAAGGACAAGCUUACCCAAGACCAGGUUGUGGAUUUAAGUUUUUCAUCUCAACUUGUAAAUACAAAUGUGCCAUCAGUACAGCUGACUACAGAAGAUACUGUAGUUACUCAGCCUGUGAAUGAUAUUCGUGCUACUGACCUUACACAGAGAGUAAAGUCAGUAGAAACUGAGGGUACAGUUGCCCUAGAGAAGGAUGCUCCAUCAAAACAAUUUCUUUUACCAAAAACUGAGAAAUUAAAACCAGAACGACAUGUUACAUCUCAGGUGUCUGAUUUGAAGGAAAAAGAAACUGCAGCAUCUUCUCAAACCGUAACAGCUAAGCCGUCACAGAAUCCAUCUCUGAAAGAAAAUCAGAAAAAACCAUUUGUGGGAAGUUGGGUUAAAGGAUUAUUAAGCAAGGGUGUUUCUUUUAUGCCGUUUGGUGUUUCAGCUCAUAAUAGAAACACUAUGACUGAUUUGCAGCCUUCAGUUAAGGGGGCAAGUAAUUUUGGUGGCUUUAAAACUAAAGGUACAAAACAAAAGGGUAACUGGGCGUCCAGGGAAGCUCAUAGGUGUGCAAGUAAGCCUCCUCCAGUUAGUAAUCCUGCACCAAGCCAUCCAUCACCGGUUAGCACAGCUUCUCCUCUCCCUGCUAAUGGUAAUGGUGAUUUGGAAGUUUUGAAGAAAUGUGAAAACGCCUCAUAUGGAGCUCACCUCAACCACAAUUCUCAUGGAAAUGAAAAUGGUGUUUCUUCAGCAAACCAUGGAGACUCAGUUGAGGGUCAGAUUCAUAAACUUCGUCUAAAACUUCUUAAAAAACUUAAGGCAAAAAAGAAGAAAUUAGCUGCUCUUAUGUCUUCCCCCCAAAAUGGAACACUUCCAAGUGAAAAUUUAGAACAUAUGUCCCAUUGUGGAUCUCCAAAUGAUUGUGAGUCAAUAGAAGACUUGUUAAAAGAACUACAACAUCAAAUUGAUAUUGCCGAUAGUAAAUCUGGAUGCGCCACAGUUCCUAGUGUUUCCUCAUACAGUAGUCAAACUCAUGAAGAAAUUUUAGCGGAAUUACUGUCCCCUACAACUGUUGUUUCAACAGAGCUCUCAGAAAAUGAGGAGGCUGAUUUUAGGUACUUAGAAAUGGGAGAUAAUCAUAUCCCAGCACCAGUACCUAGUGAAUUAAACAAUAUUCCCCAAGACAUACAUCUGAGACAGGACCAUAAUUACUGCAGCCCCACCAAGAAAAAUCAAUGCAAAGUUCAGCCAGACUCACUCACAAAUAAUGCCUACGUUACAACAUUGAACUCGGAAAAUCCCAUGAAGACUGAUAUUUUUGAUGAGUUUUUUUCUACUUCAGCGUUAAAUUCUUUAGCAAGUGACACAUUAGACUUCACUCAUUUUGAUGACUAUCUGUUUGAGAAUUGUUGAAUGCUUGUUAACUCUUUUUAGUUUAAUAUUUAUUAUUAAUCAUGGAAAAAUUUACUAUGUUUUUAGGUAGUGUUUACACACUGGCCUUGUCAUGAACAAAAUGUAAGCUACUGAAGGUUUUACCUUUGGUUAUGCCCACAAAGCAUAUGAUCUGUUUCACAAAUUAAAUGAUGAAGAAUUUGU
Molecule: messenger RNA, 3718 nt
Organism: Balaenoptera ricei (Rice's whale)
Lineage: Eukaryota; Metazoa; Chordata; Mammalia; Artiodactyla; Balaenopteridae
Gene: USPL1
Product: ubiquitin specific peptidase like 1
Exons: 9
Coding region: 233-3535 (1100 amino acids)
Biological process (GO): Cajal body organization; protein desumoylation
Cellular component (GO): Cajal body
Molecular function (GO): SUMO binding
Source: RefSeq, a predicted model, not a curated record